AAUACUAGAUAUAUAUAUAUUGGAGACGGUUUACACCCUUUUAGUAUGGUUUUCAAUUUCUUCAGCGGAUAUCAACAUGGCCUCAGUAAAGUUGCUUCUUAUUGCCAUUUUGGUUGUUGCUGUAUCCGUGAACACCUCAGCGCAACUUUUGUCACAAAUGAUUUCUCCCAUCGUAGAUGCGGCAACGAAUUUCUUGGUCCCAACUACAAACUCCUCCAAAGAGAUUCCUUCCGAUAGUAACAGUACCAACCCGCGAUUUGAGGCGAAAAACCGAGAAUUAAGUCCUUCCAGUCUAAAGUCAAUCGCUGGUUAACAAAUAUAGAAAACUAUAGAUUAAAUUGUCAUUAUAAAAAAGGACCAAAAAUAAAUUUUUUUUAACGAA
Molecule: messenger RNA, 382 nt
Organism: Drosophila teissieri
Lineage: Eukaryota; Metazoa; Arthropoda; Insecta; Diptera; Drosophilidae
Gene: Acp95EF
Product: accessory gland-specific peptide 95EF
Exons: 2
Coding region: 77-313 (78 amino acids)
Source: RefSeq, a predicted model, not a curated record